AGAAACGUCAGCAGUCUACGACUCUCUGCGCAGAUUCAUUCUCGGUGUGAGGGUGAAGAUCGCUUAUUCGAAGUCCCCUCCUUCACCACCCUAUUUUUGUCCCCGAGUCGCGCCUUUGACUGUAAGAAAGACAAAUAGAACUCAAUUACCUCGAAGUUCGUGAGGACGACUAGUUAUUGUUCUCUUCUGGUGUGAUUGCUUUAUUGGUCGGGUGUGUACCUUGAUGAUGUUGUAUCAUAUUCAUAUUCUUUAGAAGAUGAAGUGAGUAGAUGAAACUUUUUUCUCCUCUAGAUGACUUAAAUAGCAAUUUCUAUAGUUGUAUGAAGGAUUAAUUGUGGGAAGGACUUCUGGGUGAACCGUAACCGUAAUGCAAAGACUUCUAUCGUCUACAGAUUUUCGCGGUAUUGGAAAAAUUUAGAGACUUCAAUUUUCUGUUUCUGUAGUAUUAUAGUUGGAGACCUCCACGAUAGAUCUAAUCAGUGUACCAUACCUUUUCUUGAUCUACUGACAACUACAGAAUUUACUUAUGUGUUGGAUGAAAGCUUGACUUGAGUUUACUGCAAGGCUUCGCGAUACGAUUUUGAUUUUCUUGAAUUUGAAGGAGGAGCCAGCAAAAGCACUACCAGAGCUGAGAUUCAGCGACUUUUACUCGUCAAGACCGAUCGGCGUCGGGCUCGGGUACCAUCUCUCGACGGGCAUCCAGUAGCAGAAGAAGGACGACAGCGGUCGAGAUUGAGGCAAGCUUCAGUUGUUCAAUCCGAGUACUUAAAUCUUCGAGAUCAUCGACGAAAAGAGCACCUUAAGAGCUUCUUCUGUGCCACCGAGCCGUCGUCGCGUUUCUCCCUCGCCAGUGCUCGUGCACUAGUGAAGAGUCACUUCACGAAUUUCCCUGCGUCUUCCACCGCGGCCUCUGCUCCCUUGUAUUCACAAGCUCUUUUUUCUCUCGACCACGCUGUAGUGUCCGGCUUCUACCAAAAAAAUCGAAAAGAAGCCUACCAAAAAAAGAGACUUCAGGAAAAUCUCUACUUGUACAGCUACGACCAUUGGGCCAAUCAAGUACAGCUACGACCAGAGCGCCAAUCAACUACUAGCAUCUGCUCGCUCCAAAGCACCAACUACUUCGAAACCACCAAAGAACAAGUACUAGCCGCUGCCACGAAACCGCCACACUAGUUCAGCUUAGUAAAGCGAAACCAAAGACGAAGAUAACUGUUUCGAAACCACCAUAGAACAAGAACACCAUGGACAGUUUCAAGCAGGCUAACCCGCAUGUAGUGCGGACCACCAAGCCGGUGCCUGCGGAUCCCAAGAUCCUGGAUAGAGAAAUCCGAAAACAACGAAUACUCUUGGAUAGGCUGAAACACUAUGAAUUGGAUCCGAAUUGAAAACAAGAAAUAAUGUAGAUACUUUGAUCUUAAUUCUUGAAAACAAGGAAUAAUGUAGAUACUUUAAAAAGAGGUGUGAAAAAGGUGGUGGUAAAAUGGGAAACUUUGCUUUUUUCAAAAUGCAGAUCAUUUAUCCAUCGCUCUGGAAAGUUUUGAUUCGGAGUUUCAAAAUGUAGUCUGGUUCUGGGAGUAAAACUAAGGCGAUCAGUCAUACGGAGAAGAAAAAUUGCACUUCUAAAAACCAGAGCCACAGCGUUGUCGGCUGCUGAAAAAGGAACGGCAGAACUGGGAUGUGGCGCGCGAACUCGAUGCGACAAGGAUAAAUACAAGGGAAAGAUUGGCGAUAUGUUCGCAGAAAGCUGGUAAUUAUUGGAUAUGAAGGACAAUGAUUACAACGAGGUUCUGUUAUCAGUAGCAUUGAUAUCAAGCAGUUCAUUUCUUUUCGUGGAUUACUCAUCUCUAGUACUGCAUCACUUCGUUGUCUGGAUUCCUACUCAAACUAUAAAAAACGUCCUCUUCCUCUACGACAGACGCAUUCGACAAAAAGCAGUUGGAGUUGAAGAACGUUGUCCUGAAUAACGAAAGCUUUAUCAAGGAUACGGAUUUGAAGUGCGAACGUGCAGAAAAGAAGGCGAGAGACGAGAAUGCGGCAUGUACUUAUUUGAAGGCCUUUUGAUCUUGAACAUCAUCAUAGACGUCGUGGAGACCGCUUGAUAUCCUAUCAACAUAGAAGAAGCAUGCGCUAGUCCUAUUUUAUUCCAUCCCAUCUCAUCCGCACUCUAUUUCAUUACACCUUCGUUCUAUCCCAUUCUAUUCUAUUCUAUUCCCUUCCCUUCCCUAUCCCAGCGUACCUCCCCAUUCUUUCUUCAGGUAAACGUCUCGACGAAGAGAUAGUACAAGUGGGCCAAUUAUACGAAGAGAAAUUGACAUUAAGGCACUUGAAGGUAAAAAUUUAGCCCUGUUGUUGAGACGAGUAUAUCUACGAGGUAGAACAUCUAUUCUCUCGUCAGGUUUUCCAAUUCAUUCUCCCCAUGCAUCUUCCUCUAUUUUCUAAUAGUAGAACGAGAGGAGGAGCUCCAGGAUAUAAUGCGGCAAAUGACGUACCGAAAGUUCCUAGACGAUGCUGCGAAACUCUAUUACAGACAGAAAAUUAUGGGACAUUGAUAUUAUACUUUUUUCAGUCAUACAGCUUUCGAUAUUAUACUUUCUUUAGUCAUACAGCUUUGUCUCUAGGUCUAGUCGUAGUGAUGAGUCAUAUUGAUAUUCUCCUGUCUCCUGCCUAGAAACAGUAACAGUUAGUACAACGUCUUGCUUCUGGAGUAAUAUAAGUUACCUGCCCUUUAGUGAUUAGUAAGUUACCUCCAUCUCCUAUCUCUUGCCUCAUGGUAAAUAACCUUCCCCCUCUAUCUCUUAUCUAGCAUGUAAUUUAUAUGUGCUCCUUCCACGACUAAAUGAAUUUCUCUUUCCAAAUGAAUUGUCUUCGCUCUGUUCCCUCUAAAAUUCCGACGGAAUUUGUUACGGCAGCGAAGAACAAGAAGCUCGCAAUCGAGGGAGAUGGCGCAAGAGCUACAAUUGAGGAUAAAGCAGGUGCGACCUUCUUGACGCAGCAGGGAUAA
Molecule: messenger RNA, 3001 nt
Organism: Amoebophrya sp. A25
Lineage: Eukaryota; Dinophyceae; Syndiniales; Amoebophryaceae
Source: the annotation of a GenBank genome assembly